AUGACUCUCCAGCUCCAGUCUUCGAGCUUUGAGCAUCGCCCGCACUCCCACCACGGUAUCGCCACCCACUCCCCGGCCCCUUCGCCACCCCGGAUCCAGCGCCCCGUCUCGCAGGCGUCGGUCCAUCUCGCGCCCCAGUCGGUCCUUCCGUCUCCGGCGCCGAACCAUGAGCAGUUCUCGGCUCUCCCCUACACCAGUCUCCCAUACCGCCCGUACCAGCCAGGUGGCUUCCCCCUCCCUUCGCCCCAGCAGCAGUUUGCCUACCCCAGCAGUGCCCCGCCCAUGGCCUUUUACCCCAGCAGCAACGCAUACGACCCCCGCUCUAUGCCCAUGAUGCGUACCGUCUCGCACGCCCACCCUCUCAACUCGGCGGACCAGACCGCCUCAUCUCGCUACUCGUCCUCUCCCCACCUCACCGCCAUGGACGCCCCCGCGUCCGCCUCGUAUCAGUGGCAGAUGGGUACUCCCGCUCUCUCCGUUCAAGAGCCUACGGAGCGCCACAUCAACCCCUCGGUAUUCAGCAACAAUAGCAACUACCCCAUGUCCCGCUCCACCUCGGGCGCUAGCGAUGCGGCCGAGGCUCAGCGCCUCCUCACUCCCCACUUUGAGUACAGAGAGCAGCUCUCCCCCGCCGCGGCCGACAUUCGCAAGGUCUCGGAUACGCUCGGCGGUCAGCGAUACCAAGGUCUCGAGCGGUAUAACGCCCCACCAGGUUAUCCCCAGCCCCAGCCGCAGUACUGGGGCAGGGACCCGCAGACCGGGUACCAGUACGCCGUCAAGCAGGAGCCGCAGUAUCAGCAGCAAGAGGUGGCGCCUGAGCCGGAGAAUGAUUAUGAGAGGGAGCGGAUGGAGCAAAUCUCGGGGAACAGAAAGUUGUUGGAGACGCUUGGGCUCGGUGGUCAGCCAGUAAGUCUUUCCUAUAGUAAACGCCCCGCUCGUCAGAUGAGCACCUCGGAUAUGCGCGGUCGAAAGGUCACCACGCCCAAGAGGAGGCUCCCGGUUGAUGCAGACCAAGUCCGCUCUUCCCCUCGUAUCGCCUCGCAACACCGCAACGUCUCCUACAUGGACCUGGACGGCGUGCCUGGCUCCGAGCACAGCGACGACUCUUACGAAGACGACGUCAUCUACGAGGAGGACGACUUCCGCCCGGCCAAGCGUGGUAAGGGGUACAAGCAGAGUCGCAAGGCUUCUUAUGCGCCAAGGCUCUCCCUUUGGGGUCUUCUCCAGGUCUACCCCCAAAUCCCCGAUCUAUACCCCCUCUUCUACUACACCCUCAACAACGAUCUUACCAUCAACCCGGACUCCGUCCCCCUCAUCGGCUCUAUCCCCUCGACUGUCACGCCCCUCGAGAAGGCCGAUAUCCUCCGCGGCUACUUCCAGCGCGGCCGUCGCGUCCUCGCCCAGCUCGACAACUUCACGGGUCGCUCGGACCGCAAGUACGAGGGACCGGAGGAGCGCUGGCCCGAGAUGGACCACCAUACCCGUAUCGCGGUAAGGGAUGUCCGGCGCAAGAUCGUCGAACGGUGCGAGAAUUACAAGUACACCCGGCGUGAUAUCCUUGACAAGAACGUUGGGAAGCACAAGUGGCAGCAGAUCGAGGUCGGUAUGAUCGAGUGGAAGUUUGGCAUCACCGUCGGCGACCCCGCUGGCGACUUGUCCAACGUUACCCUCACCCUCCCCACCCCUCCUCCCGGCGCCAUGAUCCAGCAGCAACAGCAGCAGCAGCUCGCUCCGGACUACCACCAGCAGCGCGUCAUCCGACCCAUGCCCUCCCGCAGCCGUCUAGUCUCCUCAGCCAAUCGCUCGGCCUCCAUCACUAUGGGCGAACCCUCCUCCGCCCCCAGCUUCCCUGGUACCGCCCUCAGCCUCCCGUACGGCGGCGCGCACUACGGCUCCGUCUCGCCCGCACCCCCCAUGUACGGUGAGGACCAGGUCCCGAUGACGGUCCAGAUGCCGGUCCUUAUGGGUACCCCGAUGCCCUCGGCCGCGCUCGCUCCGCCCAUGUCCGCGCCGGGCAUGGCCAGUAUGGAUCCUCGAGCAAGCGUCGGCGUCCACACCCCCAUCCACGUCAUGAGCUCAAGUCCCAUGGCUGGGGAGGCAGCAGGAGGGGAUGCAAGGGGAGUCAAGAGGGAGAGGAGUGGGAGUGCCCAUACCGAGCCGGAAAGCGAGGAGGAGUAG
Molecule: messenger RNA, 2178 nt
Organism: Dioszegia hungarica
Lineage: Eukaryota; Fungi; Basidiomycota; Tremellomycetes; Tremellales; Bulleribasidiaceae
Exons: 5
Coding region: 1-2178 (725 amino acids)
Source: RefSeq, a predicted model, not a curated record